AUGCCAAAUGUCACGUAUUUGGAGUUGGACCUCGACACAAGUAUUUUUGGGGUGUUUGGUCAGUCCCUUUCUUCAUCCAAAAUCCACACCCUAAGAAUAAGGAACGCUCUACCUAUCGUUCGCGAGGCUGAGAACGAAGAUACCAAUGUUCUUCGGUCGUUUUCAUCACUGCAAUCCUUGGAACUUAUACGGGUAUCAGCAAAGACAUUACUGGAUAGAUUUACUGUCUCCAGUGGAGGAAAGUUUCCCAAUCGAAAGCCAUCUAUGGGCUCCAUAAUUGACUCCAAUGGCCUUCCUCCUGCAGUCCUCCACGCAAAAUCAAAGGGAUCCGAGGAUUCCCUUGAGGCGGUAUGGCCUAAAUUGCACACGAUAUCGCUUGAUACAAUGCUAGCAGAUGAUGUAGUGUCCUUGAUAUCCUUCAUAACAUACCACAAAGGAAUUCGUUCCCUCAAUUUAUCGUACUUGGCCAUGCGACAUUUACGGUUCUUGAGAAGGAAAGGCAAUACAGUGAUCACAUCUCCUCCAAUAAUUCUAUCUGGAAGGGGGUCUCCAUUUGAGGAAGAUAAAGAUAUUGGGACUGCAGAUGUGGAGGAGUGGUUGAGCGUUAUGGUUCAUUUGGAUUUAAUGGAAGAUACCCUCGACCUUGAAAGUUUGUUGCCAUCCACCAAGGAAGUUCCACUGGUACAACUACCUUAG
Messenger RNA from Psilocybe cubensis, 696 nucleotides. RefSeq lists its product as uncharacterized. Bases 1 to 696 code for a protein of 231 amino acids. The transcript has a single exon. NCBI's taxonomy places the organism in Eukaryota, Fungi, Basidiomycota, Agaricomycetes, Agaricales, Agrocybaceae. The record is from RefSeq and is a predicted model, not a curated record.